Messenger RNA from Fusarium fujikuroi IMI 58289, 1392 nucleotides. RefSeq lists its product as uncharacterized. NCBI's taxonomy places the organism in Eukaryota, Fungi, Ascomycota, Sordariomycetes, Hypocreales, Nectriaceae. The record is from RefSeq and is a predicted model, not a curated record. The coding region runs from base 1 to 1392 and encodes 463 amino acids. Gene Ontology annotation, molecular function: protein binding. The transcript has 4 exons.
AUGAACAGUGAUUUGAAACAAGCAUUGGAGCAUAUUGCCCAGGGUGUUGUCGAACAACGUGAUGCUUUGAGCACACUAUCUGACCAAGUAGCUGUGAUAGAGUCACAGCAACACGAAGUCAAUACAGAGACUGUCAGGAUUCUUGCUUUGAUAGCAGAAGUCAUCCAUGAGCAGGGAAUAUUCGCCAAUGAAUUCAACAAUCUCUGCCGUGUUUGGAACCCAAAGUUUCAUGCAGACGAGCCCAUGCCCACAGCCAUUUCUCGAAGACUACGACAAUGGCAUUAUCUUUUCUCAAGCAGAGUCCACUAUCUUACCCAAGCAGCAAUGUCACUCGUCAAAACGACAAAAAGCUACAAAGAGGCGACCCAAAGGACAACAAGCCACAUCCAAAGCGAUUGGAAGCAUGGCGGCAGAGAAUACUAUCAGCAAGAGAUCAUCACUUCUUCCAUCACAGGACAUGUUCUCACCAAGUCAAAGCAAUCUGAAUUAGAGGCAAUUAAGAAUGAAGCCGACAAAAUAGUCCACAGAUCGCAGCAGAUCAACAAUGAAAUCGAGAAAAACAACCAGGAAUCAAAAUCCUUCAAUGAGCAAUACAUUCACGUGAAUACUGCCCACGGAGACGUCCAAAAACUCUUUGAGGAUUUCAAUCCUAUCAAAGAAAUGGCCGAUGCUUUGGAGAGAGCCUCUAUUGAGCGCUGUUCUAUCAGUUCUUCUUUGAGCUUGAGAGUAUCUGGAAUACUAUCCAGCAGUACAGCUCUCGAAAUGGCGAUGAGUUACGAACAUUUAAUGGACUGUGCGGAAGCUAUUCUUUCGGACUUUUCAUGCUCAACUCAAGAAGAUCGUCAACCAUUCGUUGAGUGGGAAAUAUCAACGCCGGAUCCUCCAGCUAAUGGAUCUCACGACGGAGCUUUUGUUGUUCUACGGGAUGUGAUAGUAUCGCAGGACUCCAAAAGACUAAUCUGUACCGUUGCUGUUAAAGACGUUGUAUCCAAACAACCAAUAGUAGGACGUCUUACAUUCGAUGACUGGCAAACAGAGUUGGAGCUACAAGCCACCCACCACGAUAAGAACGAGCCCAUGCCUCAACUACCCGGCUUUCACCAUUUCAAAUUCGACAUUGACAUCAGCGGUGAGGCCCAAUGCAGAGCUAAGGACAUGCUGUUACGGGUUCGUUACACUUUCAAAGGCGAGAACUACUGGAAUACCAGCGAUGGAAAGGAUUUCCGAGUCCAUUUCAAGGCAGAUAAAUUAGCACUUAACCAGGUGCUCGCCGACCUCCAAACAGGACUCGAUGAAAUUAAACUACACGGAAACAUAAUGCAAAAUUUUAGACUCCUUGAAGACAGGGAUGAUUACCACGAGAUGAUGAAACCGAGACUUUCAGACAUGUGA